AUGCUUGAAGCAAACGACCUGUAUGAAAAUGUUUGUGAGGCUGAAUUAGAUGAUAGUAAGAAAACAGCUGCGUGGCAAAGGAAAGACGCAAAUGCGAAAAAAUGUAUAGUUGCAACUGUUAGUAAAAAGACCCUAUUACAUAUAAUAGAUUGUAAAACAGCAAAUGAGAUGUGGCUUAAAAUACAUCAAAUCUAUGAAAAAGAAAGUGAUCAGCAAAGGUGCAGUUUGCUUCAAGCAUUUUAUAAUAAAACCUUUAGUGCCGAUGAAGAUAUUGCGACACACAUCAGUAGUCUAAAGAAUAUGGCGUUUAGAUUAAAUGCGUUAAACACUAAAUUAGAUAAUAAUAUGUUAAUUUCAAAAAUACUGGCAACGCUGCCAGACAAAUAUGGACACUUUGUAAGUGCAUGGGAAUCCACUGCACAGUCCGAGAAAACGUUAGAAAACUUAACCGCAAGAUUAAUAGAUGAAGAAACAAGAGUCCAAAAGCAAGAUCAGGAGCAACCAUUAGCGUUUAAAGCAACAGAUAAAAUCUAUACCAAAUACGGAAAAAACAGCCCAAGUGCAACAGCGAACCAGAGAGUUCCACAGAAUCAGGAUAGAAACGUGAAAAAAUGUUUCAAGUGCAAUAAAAUAGGGCACACUGCAAAAACGUUCCACCAAAUAAAAAAUCCAGUAGACCAAAGAUGCGGAAUUUGUAAAAAGACAAACCACCUUGAAAAGAACUGCUUCUUCAGAAACAAAACAGGAAGAUCCUAG
Molecule: messenger RNA, 756 nt
Organism: Megachile rotundata (alfalfa leafcutting bee)
Lineage: Eukaryota; Metazoa; Arthropoda; Insecta; Hymenoptera; Megachilidae
Source: RefSeq, a predicted model, not a curated record